AUGAAAUUAUCAAUUGUACUCUUUGCUGCAAGCGCCACAGCACUAGUAACCAUAUGCGACCAUGGCACAAAUUUCGAUUCUAAGUCAUUUUACUGCCCUUCGUCGCAACCAAACACGUACUGCUGCACGAUAAAUGGACAGGCAGAUCAGAAGAUCAAUGUCCGCAGGGGUGAACUUCAUUUUCCGAAGACCAGACGCGGGAACCAGGACGUAAACACUACAUGUGGAAGCCCCAGUCAUGGUGUAGGAAUCGUCCUCUGUGGUCCAUAG
Messenger RNA from Ascochyta rabiei, 270 nucleotides. RefSeq lists its product as uncharacterized. Bases 1 to 270 code for a protein of 89 amino acids. The transcript has a single exon. Lineage: Eukaryota; Fungi; Ascomycota; Dothideomycetes; Pleosporales; Didymellaceae. The record is from RefSeq and is a predicted model, not a curated record.